Molecule: messenger RNA, 1572 nt
Organism: Brenthis ino (lesser marbled fritillary)
Lineage: Eukaryota; Metazoa; Arthropoda; Insecta; Lepidoptera; Nymphalidae
Source: the annotation of a GenBank genome assembly
AUGGCGUCGUGCCUUAGUGGCCAUUUUGGGCCCAACCAAGACUACACCCCUGUGGCGGAGUUUUACGCUGAUAAGUCGGUAUUUGUGACCGGUGGUACCGGGUUUAUGGGAAAGGUGUUAGUAGAAAAGCUCUUAAGAAGCUGUCCGAAGAUCAAGAAAAUAUAUUUAUUGAUGAGGCCGAAACGCGGUCAAGAUGUUGCCUCCCGUCUCACCGAACUUACACAAUCACCACUUUUCGAAACUUUAAGGAAAGAACGGCCUCAAGAACUUAGUAAGAUUGUACCAAUAGUAGGCGAUAUUACCGAACCAGAAUUAGGCAUCAGUCCACCCGACCAAGCCAUGUUAUGUCAGAAGGUAUCAGUAGUAUUUCAUUCGGCAGCGACGGUGAAGUUCGACGAGAAGCUAAAACUGUCCGUCACAAUCAAUAUGCUGGGAACGCAACAGUUGGUGCAGCUGUGUCAUCGUAUGUUGGGUUUGGAGGCCUUAGUACACGUAUCAACGGCAUACUGCAACUGUGAAAGAGAACGAGUAGAAGAAACCGUGUAUGCUCCCCCUGCACAUCCUGCACACGUCGUCACGCUAGUCCAGACUUUACCAGAUGACCUGGUGGACAGGAUCACACCGGAUUUAGUAGGUGACAGGCCGAAUACUUACACUUUCACGAAGGCAUUAGCAGAGGACAUGCUGAUAAAAGAAUGUGGAAACCUACCCGUAGCCAUCGUCAGACCAUCCAUCGUUCUCUCCUCUGUUCGGGAGCCGGUCAAAGGAUGGGUGGACAACUGGAACGGUCCGAACGGCAUCAUAGCAGCCGUCGGUAAGGGUAUCUUCCGCACCAUGCUGGGCACCGGCACGCGGGUAGCAGAUUUGGUUCCCGUUGAUACAGUUAUCAAUCUUAUGAUUGUUUGCGCUUGGCGGACCCAUUUGAGACGGGGCGAUGGUGUCUUAGUCUAUAAUUGCUGCACCGGCCAACAGAACCCUAUUACGUGGCAGCGCUUCGUGAAAACCAGCUUCAAAUAUAUGAGAAAACAUCCCUUUAGCGAAGUCGUCUGGUACCCUGGCGGCGACAUAACUAACAAUCGCCUGAAACACAAUACCCUGUCGCUGCUGCAGCACAGAGCGCCGGCUGUGUUUAUCGACUUUGUUUCCAAGUUAUCUGGCAAUAAACCUAUGAUGAUGCGGGUUCAAAACAAACUCGAACAGGCGUCGGCCUGUCUCGAAUACUUCACAACUCGUCAAUGGUCGUUCCCAGACGAUAAUGUGCGAGAACUUUGCUCGUUUCUAUCCCCCGAAGACAGGAACACUUUCGACUUCGACGUAACGAAUAUAGAUUGGGACGCGUACAUCGAAUCGUAUGUCCUCGGGAUCAGAAGGUUUUUGUUCAAAGAAAGUCCGGAAACGUUGCCCAAGUCUAGGAAAAUACUACGGAGGUUACAUAUAGUGCACAUUCUAACUCAAGUGGUUGCUGUGUUCUUCCUUUGGAGAUUUUUAUUCAGUCGUUCCAACGCGUUACGGAAUAUAUGGUGUCGGAUUGUCGACUUCUUAACUAGGGCUGCAAGAUUGUUGGCCAUCGCC